Molecule: messenger RNA, 2076 nt
Organism: Triticum aestivum (bread wheat)
Lineage: Eukaryota; Viridiplantae; Streptophyta; Magnoliopsida; Poales; Poaceae
Exons: 2
Coding region: 797-1300 (167 amino acids)
Source: RefSeq, a predicted model, not a curated record
AACACCUGUCGGACUAAGCCACCCUAACUACAGCAAAAAAAAGCCAUCCCCGACCCCAAUCCAAAUCCCCCACCUACGCUCCACCUUCUACCACAUCGCCACCGGAGAAGCACCACAGGCCGCCGCCGCCCCACCCACCUUCUGCCGCCCUACCCCGCCCGCGUCCACCUUCUGCCGCGCCGCCAGAGCACCACCCCGGCCGCCGCCGUGCCCCGCCUAACCCCCGUCCACCUUCUUACAAAGCCGCCAUCGGAGCACCACUCCCAGGCCGCUGUCGCGCGCCUUCCUCUCGCGGCCAGGGCUCCUCGAGCCACCUUCCUCUCUACUCUCGCCACCGCAAGCUGCCCCACCACCUUCCUCUCUACAGCCGGCCGCCGCGAGCCAGCGUCGCUCCGCCGCCUCCAUCUCUGCGCACGGCCGCGGCAAGCCAGCACCACCGAACCACCUUCCUCUCCGUGCCUGACCGCCGUGAGCCGGUGCCAUCCCGCCAGCUUCUUCUCCGCGCCCAACUGCCUCGAGGUGUGCGACCCCGACCACGGACCCAUGGAUACCGUGUCAGAUCCGAGUUCCUCCCUCCCCUGAGCAACACCGCACCCACCUGAAUCACCGAGGACGAGCUCUCUCCUCCUCUUGGCGGUCUCCAUCCAGGGCCUCAUCUGCACCAUUCGUGGUGCUCCGGCGCCGCCCCAGCUCAUGCAGCUCGGUCGCGGCCCCCGUGCAGCUCGCCCGCGGCCCCCAUCUUUGUGCAGGUUCACCAGCCACCGCUUGCCUCUGCUGGCCUCCCUUGUCGUCAGCCAUGACGCCGCAACCACUGGCCUCGAGCAUCCUCUCCUCCCCAUCGAUUGUUUUUUGCUUUUUCAGAUUUCACUUGGGCACAUCGCUGCAGUUCUGUUGGGGCAUCGGUGCAGUGCGGCUGGAUGUCCAGUCCAUCGGUGAUCGUGCUUGCAGUUUGGUGGCACGAGGCUCGUGGUCAGAUGUGCAGUGUAGUGCUAUUAGCCCUUCCGCACUGCAGUUCGCCGGCAGAUGUGUUGACCAUCCAAGAUCAACUGCACCCCAUCCCCCCGCCGGCGCCAUGCAGUCCAGUACGUGGGGGCACGCAGCACGCCCCACCGUUGCCUUGCAGUCCAAAGUCCGGAUUUCUUGCUGUUGCGUUGCGUGCAACGACAAGGAGAAGUCCGGAUUCAUCAGCCUCGUCUCCCGCUACCUGAGUGUGGCAGGGCGGCGGAUGCAGUGCGGCAGGGCGGCGCUUGCAGUGCGGCACUCACAGCCGAGCAGCAAACCCACUGAACCUAUCGAGUAGAUGAGGCCGAUGAAUCCCUGCAGAAAACGGAAGAUCCUAUCCAUCAGUUCUUGCAUCUUUGUCAUGUUUUUCUAGUGAUUGAUCUGAUGAUCCGUUGUGCAAGAUAGGCUGAAGGCCCAGCUUUCUUCGGUACGACAUCAACAGAGUACUCUUUGUGCUGAAACCAUGGAAAACUCAAAACGGUGCCAGGGCUCAUCUGCUCCCUCUCAGCAAAAAAUUCAAAAAAAAUACUAGAAAAAUUCAAAAAAUUCCAAACUUUUUUGUGGUGGUAGAUAAUUUGACGCGUGAGGUGCGCCCCAAAAUUCAACUCAUUUGGACAUCUGAGCAGCUCUCGGCAAAAAAGACAAAUCGGGUCAAAACAGUGCGUGAACAGUAAACAUUUUUACAGACCCUGAUUUUGUCUUUUUUGCCGAGAGCUGCUCCGAUGCUCAAAUGAGCUGAUUUUUGGGGCGCACCUCACGCGUCAAAUUAUCUACCACCACAAAAAAAAAAUUGGAUUUUUUCGAUUUUUUCUAGUAUUUUUUUUGAAUUUUUUUCUAAGCGUGGGUGCAGCUGAGCCCGGGUGCAGAUUAGCCGCACUCCUGAAACCAUGCCUUUUUUUGUUGUUGCGAAACACAAGUUUAUUAUAGUACUAGAAUCAUUAGCAAGAAUGUCUGGGAACUUGCUUUUAGUGAGAUAUAGGUUCUUUUUUCAAGGCAGAAACGGGAGUUUACAGAAACCUACGAAAUUAACAGAUUGCAAUGCUCAUUAUCUGAGACCACAAGUUAUCUUGUUUA